Molecule: messenger RNA, 3816 nt
Organism: Daldinia decipiens
Lineage: Eukaryota; Fungi; Ascomycota; Sordariomycetes; Xylariales; Hypoxylaceae
Exons: 2
Coding region: 1-3816 (1271 amino acids)
Molecular function (GO): protein heterodimerization activity
Source: RefSeq, a predicted model, not a curated record
AUGUCGAGCUCUUCCUCAAUUGCUGUCACGAAUUCUUCGCGACAUGUUCGUUCUAGAACCCAGAGUAUCUCGAGCGACCGCCCUUCUACGACUGGCUACAACAUGAUGUCUCCGCCUCUCUCUGUGUCGCCUGAGGCGGUGUUCAUCGCUGCGUCUGCUGCUUCGCAAAUCGUCACUAAUGAUCAUGACAGCCAUUCUGAGAUAUGGUACGAUCAGAUGGGAAUUGAGCCUUCGGAAGAGACUGCCUUGGUUUCACCAGGCGCUCUUCAGCUCGCAAAUAAUUUUAUCGACCAGCUCUUGUUCAACAUAAUCUCUGUCGCGAAGUCUACUGCACUAUCGGCGCUGCGGCCGGCUGUUAGCGAAGUACUAAAACCGAAACUUGCUAAAGAUGCCAUUAACAACGCCGACGAAGAACUUCGAGAAUACCUGGGUGGUAAUGAAAUUGAAGAUUUAGUACAAUCUCCAAAUACUGAGGUACCUGCCGAUUGGGACCUGGAGCUAGUGUGGAAAAGAACGAGACUACGAUGCAUGGUUUAUUCGUCUUUGGGUGAUAUGGAGGAAGAAGACGAAGACUGCUAUAUGGAACAAGAACAUCUCAGAGGCGAGUCGGAUGACAUGAUGUCCGAGGUUGUAUCCCCAGCAGUUGCCAUUUUCUUGACUUCGAUUCUAGAAUUUAUGGGUGAGCAGGUUCUCGUCAUAGCCGGGCAAGCGGCCUUUAACCGACUACGUGUCAAGUACGAGAAAGAGUUGAAAGAAGGGACGCGAGUACGCGGUGAAUUAUUUGAACGUCUUGUUGUUGAGGAAUUAGACAUGGAGCGUGUUGCGUUGGAUCGAACUCUCGGCCGGCUUUGGCGUGCUUGGAAAAAGAGGAUUCGGUCGCCCGGAGAGCCUAACUAUUCUCGUCCUUUCUCGCGUAGUUCCUCGAGUACUUCGGGGGUGGCCAACCAACGACGCGGGAGCGCUGCAACAGACCACGUGCAGUUGCUUCGGACACCCCGAGAUUCGGACUCUGCGCUUGAUGUACAUGAAGAGCAAGAUGGCGAGACGGCCGGCGAGAAAACACAUGAGAAGUCCAGCCCGAGGUCAAUUCCGAAGGUGAAUCCGGCCGAAGUACCUCUGCCGGAUAGCGACGAGGAAAGUGAGGAGGAAAAGGAUAUUGGCCGACCGAAGAGCAUGAUCAUAUUGCCUUCAUCAAAGGACAGGCUAGUGUCUCUUCGAGCUUCGCUGAAAAAUUACUCAAUUCGGCGCGCACGGUCUCUUCCUUCUCGGAAACGUCCCGUGUAUUCUUCCACUCCGGGGGCUAGUCGCGAAAUUGAAACCCAGCCUCACAAAGAUACAAGCAAAGAUACAAGCAAAGAUACAAGCAAAGAUACAAGCAAAGAUACAAGCAAAGAUACAAGCAAAGAUAUAAGCAAAGAUGAGGCGAAGACGAUUGAUGGCGUUUCUACAAAGGAUAUCAGAUACGACAACGUUAAUGAGCAACCUCGCCAAAAGUUGGAGCAGAAAGUUAUCUCAGAUGGGCUGAUUCCAGCAGUCAAUAACGACAUUAUACCUGCGAUAUCAACAAGGACUAGUAGCAUUGUCCCGCUAACCGAAAUUGAAGAGGACGAAAUCGAGGAGUUUACUGAAGAGCCUGAAAUAUUAACUUCAUCAAGAAUUUCUAUUGGAGGAAGAAGUUCCUCUCCUUCUACCUCAGACUCUGGCAGGCCUACUCCUCUCAUGCCUAUAAGAACGAGCAGCAUACGGUCGGUACGAAUUAUUGAGGUACAGAGCCCUCGUAGCCCGACGGCUGGUUCACGAGCGAGUUCUAUGGAUUUCCAGGACCCUGCUUUGGUUGCUCGUAGGAUUUCUACCCCUCCCAUUGUCGAGGAAAAUGAUUCGGUAGCGCCACCUGAAAAGAAGCAUACCGUUAUCCUUCAGCGGUCAUUCGACGAUUCCCAGGAAACCAGUUCUGGGGCAGUCCAACCUGCCCGGAAUCCCAGUCCUUUGAGAAGCGUCCACUCCCAAGCAGUAUACGAACUUGCAGCAACCACCACCACUAAGGUGUCGAUUCUGAGUAGUCCCACAACAGAACCACCUUUGGAGGAAAAGCCCGUGGCUCCCGUGAAAUCAUCGAGGAACCCACCAAUGCCAACGCUGCUCGAGAGAAGUACAAACCGACCUAUUUAUGGGCGGUCGAGCUCUAACGAUACUGCGUCAAAUAUACCUGCCCGGCGUGGUACGCCGGAAUCACCAAAGAUGCCGCGCUCUAUAUCAAGCGACUCGCCUUCUUCCACGUCCGCUAAAUUCAAAGCCCUCCGCACCUCUGAGGACGGAAGCCCUCGGCGCUCCGAGGAUAGAGCUCGCGAUUUUGAGCAGCUAAUCCACAGCCAGGAAACCUUGCAGUAUACCCUCACUCCAGAAAACAUGCGUGAUAUUGACUCUAGUUCAUCUCAGCACACUGGAAGUCCUAAAACUAAUAGGUUCCAAAGGGGCGAGGACGCCAGGCAUGCUGAGCGCUCACGGUCUUCAUCUAGGAAGAGGACCGCAUCCUUUACGAAACAGACUAAUCUCAGUUCGAAUCCUCUAGCUUCCCAUCCUCCCACGGACAUUCCUUUUACCGGGAAAUUUUCCGAAGUGAUAUCAAGUGCACUCGCUUCUAUUCCACCGAAAAGUCGAUCAGGUAUGGCCGCGCAAGCGAGGGAAGCGCGAGUCCCUGGGGAAUCAUUGCAAGAUUUUGCCAAUUUUAUUCGAUCAACAGGACCUCCUGUCGAGCGCAGCGUUCAGCAUAGCAGAGGACAUACGGCUUCGAUUUCGACUAUCCGGGCUCCCAGGGGUCCUACUCACGUGAAAAAGAGUGCGAGCAUCGAUAGCCGGCAGACUAGUUCAAGCAACCGAUCCCACUUCCAAGCUAGAGAUGCUACAGUUAACCUCGGUAGCGAAAACUCAGAUCUUAUCGAUUUUAUUCGACGUGGACCCCCAAGCAACAAUGUGAAUAACCCCCGGAUUCCUCGUCACGUUGCCCCUUUCCGGAGUACCAUGGACUCGGAUCAAUUACAGAUGGCUGGUGCUGUAGGAGGCAAGGCUAUCGAUGCGGUGAUUCCAAAUAUUCGAAAUAGCGAGGCAUCGACGAAUGUUACGGAGGCUUCAGCUCCGUCGUCGAUGAAUUCCCAAAGCGCACUCUUGAGCAAAGUGAGCAAGGUACAGCAGUACUCUGGUAAUAACUUUGAUGAUGACGAUAUGAUGCCGAAGCGGACACAACGACGAGUCCGUGACCCUUAUGCCAUUGAUUUUAGCGACGAGGAAGACGAAGAAUCAGAUAUAAUGCCCCUACCAAAACCGAAGAAGGAAGAAAGCUUGAUCGAUUUCCUCAACAGUUACCCCCCUCCCCCUGAACCAAUGCCUCAACCCGUUGCUAUCCCGAAGAAAAAAGCCAGUGCGCCAAAUUUGAUCGCACGUCUGAGAUCGGGCGGGAGCUCUAUCAGAUCAGCUUCAAACCCCAGAGGAGGAUCUGGGGCUGAUUCGAGGUCUCUGAGUAGUCGAGCUGGCACUAGCAAAGGCUACACGCCUAUUGUCAUUCCAACAUCGGUAGAAAAGUUUGGGAGCAAUCCCAGACCACCACCAACCGCUCCUAGCAGCUCGAUGGGUCGUGUUCCGAUGAAGAAAUACGAAGCACGGGAUGCCGUUUCCGCUAACACCCGUACGUCGGAUCUGGCUAGCUUCCUGCGCGAUUCCGAGCCGCCACCACAGCCCAUGUCGCGUCCUGCCCAGAACGAAAGCAAGAGCAACGGAUUCUCCCGGAUGUUCGAACGCCGCAAGAAAUCUACCGCAUAUUAA